This is a messenger RNA of Colletotrichum chrysophilum, 1065 nucleotides long. RefSeq lists its product as uncharacterized. Lineage: Eukaryota; Fungi; Ascomycota; Sordariomycetes; Glomerellales; Glomerellaceae. The record is from RefSeq and is a predicted model, not a curated record. The transcript has 2 exons. Bases 1 to 1065 code for a protein of 354 amino acids.
AUGUUCAGCAUCGGAACCGCCUACGCCCUCAGUAUCGUGCAGUUCGAGCUACCUAGACUUCUCAAAGUCUCUCACGAGUGGUCUUUCGCCCCCUUCGGUGCAGCCAGCGCCGGUCUUGCAAUCGGAGUCGCGACAGCCGCCUCCUCAAUCUCAAAGAAUGGUGCCCGUUCUGCUGCGGCGAGAGGCCUCCUCGCCGGGCUGUUUAUCGGUGGAAUCGGCGUAGGAUGGACAUACCUCGCCGUUAUCAUCAUGGUUGGCCAAGCAUUCCCGAAUCGUCCACUGGCAAGAAGCGCCAUAGGACCUUUGGGCUUCUCUUCGGGCGCGGCCGCCAGCUUGGCCUUAUCUUCGUUCCUCAGAUUCAACACGCGAAGUGUGGAGGAUGUUGGCGGCUUCCUCAAGAUUGGGGGUGUGACAUUCAUAGCCGCUGGGGUCGCGACACAGCUGUUGUUACCCAGCGAUACGACCAAUGAUCAACGGCAAGCACCAUCUGCGCCGCUCGCGAAGAAGCCCGAGAACUUUCUGAAGGGCACCUUCUGGAUCUUGCUCUUCUUCAACGCCUUGCCUGGAAUGGUGGCAUUCUCUACUCUCCUUCCGGGGGUCUCGCACUACAGGUCGACAGAUCAAGACGGUUCUGGGAAUUACCUGCCUUACACGAUGGCCGCACUCGCCAGCGGAGGACUCCUCGCGACCCCUCUCAACUCUACUUUCGGAACCAAACGCACCUUCAUCGUCUUUUUCUCCAUCCGGGCCAAGCUGUUGAUCGCUCUGUGGCAAACGUCGAACCAAGCCUUGGCCCUCGUCACACUCUGCGCAAUCCUCUUCGCCCAUGGGGCGGGCUUCAGCAUCCUUCCUGGUUUGAUCAAAUCUCGAUUGGCUGAGCCAGCGAACUUUCCUCAAGAGUACGGUCGCGUUCUCACGGCAUGGGGCGCAGCGGGAGUUGUCGCCGGCGGUCUCAACGCCACUGUGAACACUUCUUUUGGGAAUCUAGAGACGUUGAGUCUUGCGAUGGGGUCGAUUCUGCUGGUUACCGUUGUUGGUAUGGUAGUCACUCCUCUCGGCGUGUAA